AUUUUCAAAGAUAAUAUGAAAAACAGAAAUGUAGAUGAUCCUCUGGAACAAGCUAUCAGAUUUCUCCAACCUCUCCAGACAUUGGCGAAAGAUAGGAUAGAAACACAUCUAAUGGCGUUUGAACUUUAUUAUCGAAAAAAAAGAGUCCUCUUGAUGCUCCAGUCACUGAAACGUGCCCACCAAGUCGAUCCGAAACAUCCGAAAGUGCACAGCUGUCUGAUCCGUUUCUCCCAGUUCAUAAACGAAAUCAGAAGCAGUUGGGAUCCUAGGGUGGAGGAGGUCGUCCUCAAGGAAUCCAAAUUAUUUUUCAACGGCAAGGACGCACACAAACUCAACAAGGAAUUCCUGGAGAAUAACUCGGACAGUUUGCGUGCUGUUUUAGAAGGAGCUAAAAUGAUGUAUCAUCUCGACAAUAAGAGUCAAAGCCAAGCCAUCGAAUUGGUUACUAGUCUGGACAAUAAAUAUCAAGAUGUAAAUAUUCAAGUUUGUACAGAAAUCUUAAAUUCUCUAAGAAAAGGCAACUUUGGCAGUUGCGAUGCUCAAUUAGAAGAAUUCGUCAAAAAGUGUAAUUCAAGAUUCCCGUACACAGCGGCAUUCAAACCGCCUUCAGAGAUAGUCCCGCCUAGCGAGUCGAAUCACGUUUCGCCCGAUCAAGACGGCUACAACAGCAACUGAUGGCCGCACGAUCGAGAGCAUUUGACCGUUGCUGCUGAUAUCUCGCAGGGAAACAACAAGUGGUGUCUUAUCUGUGAGAGUGUGGACAUUUAACCGAUAGUGUUUUUUUAUGAAAUUUAUUAAUUAAGUUAUUGUGGUAUCAGGUGUACCUCAGGACUCGAUUAUAAAAUAUCUACAAAUUGUGCACAGUAGGGUCAACGGAUCGCUUCACGUGCGACAUUGAUUUGUGAUAAGGUGGCAAAGUUGUGAAAGCGGAAGCGAUGUGGCUACUGUUCUAAACAACCUAAUCUUCUUAAAAAAAAUGCCUUUAUUUAUGAAGUUCACUAAUAAGUAACCUUUUGUUACGAUUGUGGCCCAAUUUCAGAAAAGUCUUCACUAUUUUGACGAUUAUCCUGCAAUUGCGUUAUAUUUCAUUUUCCAACUUCAACAUCUGUCAAUUCAAAUGAAAAUAAAACCACCUAUUGGAUUUUUCUCGUGCACCAUUUCUUGUCACUUCUUAUUCUGUGCUAAAUAUGUAGCAGUUUGAGCAUUUGUCAUCUCGUCUUCCUCAAUCUUUCUUUUUUUACUGAACUUUUGCCAUCCAUACUUGUUUGCAUAACUAUCUCUCUUGAAUAUUCCGAGUUCAAGCCAUCAUCCGCAUUAGAGCCAUCUCUGAUUGAAUGUAAAAGUUAUUUAUUUUUCACUUUUAGAAGAAAGGGAUACAAUAUAAAAGUAUGUGUUUUAAGCCACAUAUUUUAUUUUUAUGACGCAUGUGUAAUGAUUCGUUGUUCCAAGUGUAUAUUACCUUUCCUUUUUUUAUUUGUACAUUUACUGUAAAUUAUUUCAAUUUACGAUUCACGGCGGAAAGUAGCUUACCAGACAAAGUGUGGGGCAAUAUCGACUUUCUUUUGAAUAUCGAGAGCUUUUUACUCACUGUUUUUUAAAUUUUAUAUGGAACGUUGCAUAUUGCAACGUUUGAUUCGAUGAUGAUGAUAAUGGUAACGUACGGAUUUCUGUGUGACGUUGGCAUGAUUUUAAAAAUGUAUUCUUGGAUUUCCACUACUAGCGUGUUCAUAGUGCUGUCGAUUUGACGAAUAGUUUUUGCUGACACUACUGGGACGCCAACAGAAAGUCGAUCUGGGAGUUGUACUUAUUGAUUAAUUUGUCAUAUGGAACUGAUUUUUGCUAAUGGGAGUAAUAUUUGAAUGUUACGGAAUAAUUAGUCCGGUAAAAUUUAGUUUUUUGGCUCUCACUUUUUUUUAAUAUAUUUGACAAUUCUAACUGUCAGUUGUAACAAAAAAAAUGAUGUCGUUCUACAGCACCUUUGUAGAAAAUGAACUAUAUUUGAAAUAAAAUGGCAAACAUAAUGAAAAAAGGAACCACUCACUUGUUAGUUACCAAAACAGGAUGGAACAAAGAUCGUUUAGUAAGAGAGAAAAACUAAUAUACUAAAAAACUGGUGAUGAAUCUGAAGUUAAAACUUGAUGCUCUAGUCUACUUUCAGAUCUCGUGCUGCAGUCCUUUAUUCACUCACCUCUUUUUUUUUCAUACAAACUGAUUAGUUUUCCUAAAAUUGUAUCUUCCAGCAAACUGCCUCAUAAUUUUUUUUGGUCAUCAAAUGCUUUGGUGAUUAGCCUCGUGUUCUGUGUAGGCCAUGUUAAUAACUCCCCAAGUCACCAUGUUCAUCACAACUGCAACUAGAUGAAUUAUCUCAAGAAAAAUAUCUUGUCGAGGUAGAAACGAACUCACGACCUUUUGAUCAUGGGCCCAUUCACCCCUACCAUAAUUAUUUAUGAAACUCAAUGAUACUUUUACAAAGAACUUUUGUAUUGGAAAAAUUAUAUGACCAACAAAAAGUUGAAAAUGACACCUGUUUCUUUGUCAUGUAGGAUGUACCUUCCAUAAUUGCUGUCAUGUUUGUAGUUUGUGUAGUUUUUUUAUUUGAAUUAACAAAAUAUAUUCAUUUGCGGCAGUAAACUAAAAUGUAAAUUGGUAUAUUCAUAGUUAUAACUAUAAAACAUCAUCUAUAAGCAGCAACCUAGUCUCGUGUAUACUUUGCAAACAGAAGAUGUCUGCACAUUACAUUUGUUGCAAAUAUUUAUUGAGUAUAUAAUGGUUAGUGAAACGACCUGUGAAUCUAACCUAGUUCAACGAAUGCAAAGAAAAUGCAAAGAAAAAUUCUUUCACAAAGAAUGCUCAAUAUAUGAUGUUGAAUUUACCGUUGGCUAGGAUAUGUUACAGGUUAGUUAGUUACAGGUUAUGAUAAAAUCGUAAAAACAUUUGAAAUGAGUAAAUGAAUGUUUGCCGCAUACUCGAGCAAAAAAAGGCAUUUUAUGGUUUUUUCAAUAUAUUCCACUAUGGAGUGGUCUUAUUUUGAAAUGUAGACGGGAGCGUCAAAUGUUGACUUCAUAUUGGUAAUCAGAAAACAAAUACACCUAAGUAUGGUCUCAAAUGUUUCGAAAAUUAGCGCGAGUCCGAAAAAUAAAUUUUAUCGUUGGUCCUUCAUAUAGACACUAUAUUAUAAAUCAGUAUAUGGUUUAUAAAAUCGAGUUUUGAAAAAAUUACAUUUGUGCUACAGCUAAUUUCUCCUGCGAGUGGGAUUAAGAUUACCACAUUUUAUCUUCUACGAGUCAAUUACUUUCUCGUAUUAUUUUUUUUUUAUCGAAAAAGUACCAUCAGUCAGUAUCUUCAUUGACAAAAUCAUUAUACCUGUGAAAUAAUCAUAUUAUUUUCAAAUUUUUCCAUCCACUCCUUGCGUCUUGUGUUUCCUUUUCCAGUUAAACAUCACCGUAACAUUGGUUAUAUUUUUAUUCUCUCUCCUCCUAAAUGACCUUCGUUCCAUUCUGUUUUGGUUACUAACAAGUGAGUGGUUCCUUUUUCCAUUAUGUUUGCCAUCUCUUCAUUUCAAAUAUGGUUGUUUUCAUUUUCUACGAAGGUGUUGAAGAAUAACAGAAUUUUUUCUGUUACAAUCGAUAAUUUCAAUUGCCAAUUAUGUGUCCUCGAUAGUUCAAAUUAUCUUUCUGCUGUAAUCAAAAGUUCAAACUGUCAACUGUCUGUUGUUGACAGUUUCAGCUGCCGAUCAUAGUUAAGUGACAGAUUAAAAAGUCGAGUAGGGCUAAAAACAGUAUGGACGUCUCUAUUGUUUAAAAUUUUUCUUUGGCUAAUAUUUUAUGUCGUUUUUCAUAUAUUUUAGCAAUUGAUAUAUCACUGGUUGUAUUUUUUUUCCUACAUCUAAUUGACUGAUUUUUUUGCUUCAUUCUUCAAAAGGCCAAAUCCGAAAUAUCUCUUUGUUCAUUCGACAUUCAUCAAAUAUAAUAUUGUUAUAAUUGAAAUUACUACCUCUUAUUCCUUCAUGGUUUUCUUUCUCAUGAUCUUCCAUCUUCUCCAAUUAUUCAUUUCCAAUUUAUUGUAACAUUGGUUUUCCUUUUUCUUUUCCAUUAUCACAUAUUUCUCUCUGUGCCAUAAUUUAUUUUUCAUUCCACUCUGUUUUCUGUCCUGUGGAUGCAGGGUCCUAUUAAUACAAACGGUGAUUAUAAAUGAAAUAAUAAUCGAACAAGUUACCUCCAUAAUUACUUUGUCAAAACAAAAAACAAAGCUGUUGCUUUGUAAUUUUUCCGGCUUCUGUUCUGUAUUGAUGAAACUUGGUUUUCACUUUCAUUUUAUUUCUUUGCAAAACCUCUGAACAAUAUCAUGGACUCCAUCCUGAGAAAUAUGCUGUUGCACAUUCGAUUUAUUCCUAGCGUAAAUGAUAUCAAAAAUACUGUGAUACAAACUCGUUUAAUCAAUCAACCGAACAAAUGCUACUGUUCGUUCUUGAUUAUUUGAAAAUGGAGGAAUUUAAAAUGGAAAGAAAUUUAGAUAUAUAUCAUCAGUUUUUCGUUUAUUUUUCAUACCAUCGAACUAGGGAACUGGGUUUUGGAUGUUUUGUACUGGGUUUUGGAUGGUACUACUAGGUGUGAUUUUCAUUGAGUUAUAAUUAUUUAUAUUCCAUCUGAAAAGACUGCAAAAACCAAAAAUAAUUAUAAUUUUUCUGCCAUUUUCGGUGAUAUAAAACGAUUUCACUGAUUAUGUACUAUCUUGAUUAUUACCUGUGAGAAAAUAAAACCAAGAGGAUAUUCCAUCUACCUAUUGAAAGGGAUGAGCAAAUUUGAUAUUUGGAAUUUGGCCACUUGCUUUUUCUGCAAAUGCAUUCAUCAUUUGAACAGAGUUUUUUUUAUUGAGCAGUUGAAAGUUCAGUACAUGAUGAUGAUGUAGUGUCAGCAAAAUGAUUCUGAGCCGCAGUCAUCUAUCCAUAUAUUUAAUUGAUUUUGUAGAUAAACAAUUCGUACUGAUGUUAUUCAGUACAUAAUCAACAUUGUAAAUUUUGGUUAAUAAAAAAAUUGAGCAAAUUUCC
Messenger RNA from Leptinotarsa decemlineata (Colorado potato beetle), 5047 nucleotides. RefSeq names its product N-alpha-acetyltransferase 15/16 (gene Naa15-16). Gene Ontology annotation, molecular function: protein binding. Gene Ontology annotation, biological process: N-terminal peptidyl-methionine acetylation. Lineage: Eukaryota; Metazoa; Arthropoda; Insecta; Coleoptera; Chrysomelidae. Gene Ontology annotation, cellular component: NatA complex; cytoplasm. The record is from RefSeq and is a predicted model, not a curated record.